UAUUGUCAUUAUUGAAUUGUAUGAAUUGUCAAUCUUUUAUAUUUCUCCAGUAAUUGUUUAUCAAAUUUUUAAAACAUUGAAGUCUAAGUUAUCCCGAAAUGUGAAAAUUUUCCUGCAUGUUAGAUAAAACUCAAUACGACACCAUGGGAACCAACGGCAAUGGUCGACGAGGGGGCCCAAAGUUACCCGACGUUCGCCGCCCCAUGGAAGAAGGUGAUUGUGUCAACGACAUGGAGAGCCCCGAGUUAGACUUCAUUUAUGACGAUUGCGACACACAAGCAAACGAAAUAGCAGAAUUAUACAGUUACACAGAACAUCCAGAGUUUCAGCUCAAUGUGAAGGCUUUCGAAGAUAUUAUGGAAGAGUUUAAUUAUCCACCCAGUUGGCAAAGACUUUCUAAUAAACAACAACGAACUGUUAUAAUGAAAUUAUUGGAGCAUCUCGACGUUGCCGUAAGUGAAAUACGGAUGCGUGCGACACGAUGUAUCUUUUAUCUGGCCCAAGGUUGCUGGGCAGAAAUGCAGUCCGACACAGAACAGGCACACUGGGCGCGUGUCAAUAUCAUGACACUGUAUGACAUGGGUACUUUUGCCGCCUUUGUUGAAUUGCUCAACCUUGAAAUUGUUCGCAGUAGCACGGCUAUAGCUUCAAGGAAAUUAGCAGAAUCUUUAGCGGACUCAACUAACUUGCGAGUUAUUUUGUCAGUUUUAUAUUUAAUAACUGAAUAUAUGAGAACUGAAAAAGAGAAUCCUGACUCUGAAUAUGUUAACUUAGUGCAGAAUUUCAAAGAAGAACUUGGUACUCUCUUUGGUGAGGAGCUGCUGCCUGUAAAACUUCUUGCAAUGGUGACACAUCUCUGUGCUGGAACUACUCCACACUUUCCAAUGAAAAAGGUAUUACUCUUGCUGUGGAAAGUGCUGCUUGUUUACUUAGGUGGUUCUACAGAGCUUAAAGAAAGGAAAGCAAAACUGAGAGAAAAGAAUGGAUUACCACCUUUGACUGAGGAUACUAUUGAAAUUAUAAAAGGUAUGAGAGCUAGUUCCCCACCACCUAGUGCUGCUGAUAUGCUAGAAAAUCAAAAUCCAGGACAGAGAAAACUAAAAGAGAAUGAAAGAGCACUUCGCAGACAGACUUUUAUGAAACAAACUUCACUUGAUGAGUCUGAUGAACAAAUUUUUGUUGAUAAAGAAGAAACUGGUAAUGGAUCAGAAGAUUAUUCUAUGGAGUUUCAGUCCAUGCCAUCGGAAAGUGGAAGAAGUGACAUCAAUCAACAUUUUCCAUAUUAUAUGUACUUCAAACAGUUUGAUAGCCCACCCCCUCCACCCCCUUUGCCAAGAAGUUUACCUUGGGAGUCUAAAGUUAGACAAAGAGAUAUUGACAUGUUCCUUGAUAAUGUCAGAAUUAAAUUUGUGGGGUAUUCUCUUCCUGGUGAUAGACAAACUAUUGCAGGCCUUCCACAGCCUAUUCAUGAAGGUAUUGAUAUUUUAAGGAAGCAUAUGUAUACUAGUUUGUCUGAACUUCAAACAGAGAGAGAAAUUGAAAUAGCCCGAAGUCCCCUUACUAAAGGUGAAAAAGAAGUUGAAGAAACAGAAGCUGAGGUUUUGUAUAAAGCCAUGCUUCCCAAUCUACCCCAGUAUAUGAUAGCCCUACUGAAAAUACUUUUAGCAGCCGCACCUACAUCUACUGCAAAAACAUACUCAAUAAAUAUAAUGGCUGAUUUACUGCCAGAGGAAAUGCCAAUGACAGUAUUACAGUCACUAAAACUAGGCAUUGAUGUAAAUCGGCACAAGGAAAUUAUUGUCAAAGCUGUCACUGCCAUUUUAUUGUUGCUUUUGAAACACUUCAAACUAAAUCAUGUUUACCAAUUUGAAUUCAUGUCUCAACAUUUGGUAUAUGCCAACUGCAUGCCACUAGUAUUGAAGUUUUUUAAUCAAAACAUUUUAUCAUAUGUUGGAGCUAAGAACACAAUACCCAUAUUUGAUUUCCCUGCCUGUGUUAUUGGAGAACAACCUGAGUUGACAAAGGAAUGUUUGGAUAUUGGGGAUUCAUCAGUUCCAUAUUCAUGGAGGAAUGUUUUCUCCUGUAUAAACUUGUUGAGAAUUCUUAAUAAAUUAACUAAGUGGAAGAAUGCAAGAAUAAUGAUGCUUGUGGUAUUCAAAAGUGCACCUAUAUUAAAGCGCACUCUUAAAGUGAGACAUGCAUUAAUGCAAUUUUAUGUUUUGAAAUUAUUAAAAAUGCAAACUAAAUAUUUGGGACGACAAUGGAGGAAAACAAAUAUGAAGACUAUCAGCGCUAUUUAUUCCAAAGUACGACACAGAUUGAAUGACGACUGGGCAUUUGGAAAUGAUGUUGAUGCUAGACCUUGGGAUUUCCAAGAUGAAGAAUGCGCCCUAAGAGUCAGUGUUGAUAGAUUUAACCAUAGAAGAUAUGGGUCGGGAGGUGACCAGGAAAUAGAUCUGACGCCACUUGAAACUGAUAUAAAUAGCGUACUUGAGGGUAAUAUCGAACUUGAUGAAGAGUUUAAAGAAAAUUAUGAAUUAUGGCUUGAACAGGAAGUAUAUAAUAAUGAGAUUAACUGGGAUAUAUUGUUAACAACAUGAAAUUUAUAAAUCAUGUAAAAACAGUUUAUGAUUGUAUUAAGUUAUUUAAUACUUAUGCCGUGCAAUAAUAUUAGAAAAUACCAUUUGUCACCUUGCUCAGACUCAGAUGUCAAGUUUUAACAUUUUCGUGUUACUCUGAUUUAUAUAAUUGCAUAAUUGACAACCUACUCUAAAAUUAACUGAAUCUAUUUGUAUGACUUUUACAAUCAAUAGGGUCUGGUUUCAAUUUUCACAGGAUAUGAAAUUUAUCUCUUUGUUUUUGGAAUAAUAUCUUGUUUGUUGUACUUACACAAUUUAAUAUAUAAUCUAUUGUAAUAAGUUUAGAACAACUGUAUUAUUUCAAUUUAUUUAUAUGCAUGUUUUUGAUAAAUUUAUGGUUACACAAAUUUAUAUGUUAAAUAAUAAAAACAUAAAUUGUAUCUUUAGAUUCAAUGUAUUGAGUGACCUGUAGAAAUUUAAUAAGUAAUUUACAUAAUAAUGAAAUGAUCAUGUUUUUACUUGUAUCUAAAAAUAUAAUACUCGAUCGAAUUGUAUAAUAAGCAUGUCAGGUAAGAAACGAAAUUAUCUUCGUUUUCUCUUAAACUAUUUUAAAUCGACGUAUUAAUAAAGUUAUGAAAUGUAAUUGAUUGUUUGGUAUUGUAAUUUAACAAUAAAAGCAUAUAUUUCAAAUUAAUUUCAUAUCAGUGUUAAUCAUACUACAUGUACAGGCCGCACUCAUAGAGGAGAACUGCUUAUAAUAUUUUGUCUAAAUAUCAAAGAACAUAUGUCUAUAGUUUUCAUAGAGAUUUUGAUGAACAUUAAAGUACACCGAAGUUUGU
This is a messenger RNA of Achroia grisella, 3418 nucleotides long. RefSeq names its product striatin-interacting protein 1 (gene Strip). The record is from RefSeq and is a predicted model, not a curated record. Gene Ontology annotation, cellular component: cytosol. NCBI's taxonomy places the organism in Eukaryota, Metazoa, Arthropoda, Insecta, Lepidoptera, Pyralidae. The coding region runs from base 117 to 2600 and encodes 827 amino acids. Gene Ontology annotation, biological process: cytoskeleton organization. The transcript has a single exon.